Drosophila serrata is the source of this 11843-nucleotide messenger RNA. It is a transcript of the gene ds, whose product is annotated as dachsous cadherin-related 1. Gene Ontology annotation, biological process: homophilic cell-cell adhesion. Gene Ontology annotation, cellular component: plasma membrane. NCBI's taxonomy places the organism in Eukaryota, Metazoa, Arthropoda, Insecta, Diptera, Drosophilidae. The record is from RefSeq and is a predicted model, not a curated record. Gene Ontology annotation, molecular function: calcium ion binding.
GACUUUACAAUGUUCCACCGAUGCCGGAGACGUUCAGGCAUUGAUAUUAAAACGAAAGCAUCGCCACCUGCCCUGCAUCCCUCGCACAUGUUGAGGAGCUGUCUCCUGCUGGUCUUGGUCCUGCUCCUGGGAUCCUCUCAGGCCGCCUCCAGUGAUAAGGAGCGGGAGAGGAGACUGGAGGUGUCCGAGGGAGUGCCCGUGGAUCAUCAGAUCGGCUAUAUAGGUGACUUCGAUGGCAUCGACAGUGGGCCACCGUACAUCAUUGUGGCCGAAACGGGAGUGGAGACAGAUCUGGCCAUAGACCAAUCCACGGGGGAGAUACGCACCAAGGUCAAGCUGGACAGGGAAACGAGGGCAUCCUACAGUCUGGUGGCCAUUCCCCUGAGUGGUCAGAAUAUCCGAGUGGUGGUCACGGUCAAGGAUGAGAAUGACAACGCUCCCACGUUCCUGCAACCCUCGAUGCACAUAGAGUUCCCAGAGAACACACCCAGGGAGGUGAAGAGGACUCUGCUCCCAGCCAGGGAUCUCGACCUGGAACCCUACAACACCCAAAAGUACAAUAUUGUGUCGGGUAAUGUAAAUGAUGCCUUCCGGCUAUCAUCGCACCGGGAACGGGAUGGUGUUUUGUAUUUGGAUCUGCAGAUCAGCGGUUUUCUGGACAGGGAAACCACACCGGGUUAUAGUCUCCUCAUUGAAGCCCUGGACGGGGGCAGUCCUCCAUUGAGGGGUUUCAUGACUGUGAACAUAACUAUCCAGGAUGUUAAUGACAAUCAACCGAUCUUCAAUCAGAGUCGAUACUUUGCCACAGUCCCCGAGAAUGCCACCGUGGGCACAAGUGUCCUUCAGGUUUAUGCCUCCGAUACGGAUGCCGAUGAAAAUGGUCUCGUGGAAUAUGCCAUCAAUAGGAGGCAAAGCGAUAAGGAGCAAAUGUUUCGCAUUGAUCCUCGAUCGGGAGCCAUCUACAUCAAUAAGCCACUGGAUUUCGAGACCAAGGAACUUCACGAACUCGUCGUGGUGGCCAAAGAUCAUGGCGAGCAGCCGCUGGAGACGACGGCCUUCGUCUCCAUACGGGUCACCGAUGUCAACGACAAUCAGCCAACAAUAAAUGUGAUUUUCCUGAGCGACGAUGCAUCCCCAAAGAUCUCAGAGUCGGCACAGCCGGGUGAGUUUGUGGCCAGGAUAUCGGUGCAUGAUCCCGACUCGAAGGCGGAAUAUGCCAAUGUGAAUGUCUCGUUGAACGGCGGAGAUGGUCACUUUGCAUUGACCACCAGGGACAAUAGCAUUUACUUGGUCAUUGUGAAUCUGCCGCUGGACAGAGAGAUGGUCUCCAAUUACACCCUGAGUGUGGUGGCCACCGAUAAGGGUACACCGCCGUUGCAUGCCUCAAAGUCCAUCUUCCUACGAAUCACCGAUGUCAAUGAUAAUCCCCCAGAGUUCGAGCAGGAUUUGUAUCAUGCCAAUGUCAUGGAGGUGGCUGAUCCUGGGACAUCCGUUCUUCAGGUUCUCGCCCACGAUCGGGAUGAGGGUUUGAACUCCGCUCUCAGCUAUUCCCUGGCUGAGACACCCGAGACCCAUGCCCAGUGGUUCCAGAUUGAUCCACAGACGGGACUGAUCACCACACGAUCCCACAUCGAUUGCGAAACGGAGCCAGUGCCUCAGCUCACUGUUAUUGCCAAGGAUGGUGGAGUCCCACCGCUCACAUCCACUGCCACCGUUCUGGUGACCAUUCACGAUGUUAACGACAACGAACCGAUCUUCGACCAGAGUUUCUACAAUGUUUCCGUAGCUGAGAACGAACCCGUGGGCAGGUGCAUACUCAAGGUCUCUGCCAGCGAUCCAGACUGUGGAGUGAAUGCCAUGGUAAACUAUACCCUGGGCGAGGGUUUCAAGCAUCUCACCGAGUUUGAGGUGCGUUCCGCCUCCGGUGAAAUCUGCAUUGCCGGCGAGCUUGAUUUCGAAAGGAGAAGCAGCUACGAGUUUCCCGUAUUGGCCACGGAUCGCGGUGGUCUCAGCACCACGGCCAUGAUCAAAAUGCAGUUGACGGACGUCAAUGACAACCGGCCAGUGUUCUAUCCCCGCGAGUACAAUGUAUCCCUGAGGGAAUCCUCUCAAGCCACCUCGCAGGCAGCGGCAGCAAGUACACCAAUUGUGGCCGUUGUGGCCACAGAUCCGGAUUCAGGGAACUUUGGCCAUGUCUCGUACCGGAUUGUGGCCGGCAAUGAGGCUGGAAUCUUUCGGAUUGAUCGCUCCUCCGGUGAGAUUUUCGUGGCCCGUCCGGACAUGUUGUCCGUUCGAACUCAGGCCAUGCACAUGCUCAAUAUCUCGGCCACCGAUGGCGGCGGCCUGAGGAGCCGAGCGGAUGCUGUGGUCUUCCUUAGCAUCAUUGAUGCCAUGCAGCGACCACCGAUCUUCGAGAAGGCCCGAUACAAUUACUACGUGAAGGAGGACAUACCGAGGGGCACGGUUGUGGGUUCAGUGAUUGCCACGAGUGGAGACACCGCCCAACGGAGUCCUGUGAGAUACUCGAUUUAUUCUGGCGAUCCCGAUGGUUAUUUCAGCAUUGAAGCCAGCUCGGGAAAUAUUCGCAUUGCCAAACCCUUGGACCAUGAGGCCAAAUCCCAAGUUUUACUUAAUAUCCAAGCCACAUUGGGUGAACCUCCUGUUUAUGGACACACUCAGGUGAACAUCGAAGUUGAGGAUGUCAAUGAUAAUGCCCCGGAAUUCGAGGCCAGUAUGAUGAGAAUAUCUGUGCCGGAAAAUGCAGAGCUGGGUGCUCCUCUAUAUGUUGCGCAUGCGCACGACAAGGAUUCGGGUAGCAGUGGCCAGGUUAGCUAUAGUUUGGUCCGGGAUUCGGGAAAACGUCUCUUUGCAAUCGAUCCGAGAUCUGGACACUUGGUUUUAUCACAACAUCUGGAUUAUGAGACCUCUCAGAGACAUACUCUGAUAGUAACUGCUACGGAUGGAGGAGUUCCUUCGCUUUCAACGAACCUCACCAUUUUGGUAGAUGUUCAGGAUGUCAACGAUAAUCCGCCAGUGUUUGAAAGAGAGGAAUAUUCAGUGAAUGUCUCGGAAUCGCGAUCGAUUAAUGCUCAGAUUAUUCAGGUUAAUGCCAGCGAUCUGGACACGGGCAACAAUGCCAGGAUCACCUAUAGAAUAGUGGACGCCGGCGUGGACAAUGUCACGAAUUCCAUUAGCAGCUCCGAUGUGGCCCAGCACUUUGGCAUCUUCCCCAACUCUGGAUGGAUCUACCUGCGUGCUCCGUUGGAUCGGGAGGCCAGGGAUCGCUACCAAUUGACCGUACUGGCCACGGAUAAUGGGACACCGGCUGCCCAUGCUAAGACCCGAGUCACUGUGCGUGUCCUCGAUGCCAAUGACAAUGAUCCCAAGUUCCAGAAAUCCAAAUACGAGUUCCGCAUCGAGGAGAACCUCAGGCGGGGCUCCAUCGUGGGUGUGGUGAUGGCCACUGAUCUGGAUUUGGGUGAGAAUGCGGCCAUACGAUAUAGCCUGCUGCCGGCCAAUUCCAGCUUCCAGGUGCAUCCCGUCACAGGUGAAAUCUCCACCCGGGAACCCCUCGACCGGGAGCUCCGUGAACUCUAUGACCUUAUGGUGGAGGCCCGGGAUCAGGGUGUUCCAGUAAGAAGUGCCCGAGUUCCCGUUCGCGUCCACGUGAGCGAUGUCAACGAUAAUGCCCCAGAGAUUGCUGAUCCCCAGGAGGAUGUGGUUAGUGUGCGUGAAGAGCAACCAUCGGGCACAGAGGUGGUGCGCAUAAGAGCCAUCGAUCGGGAUUAUGGACAGAAUGCCUCCAUCACCUAUUCGAUUGUCAAGGGUCGUGACUCCGAUGGACAUGGUCUGUUCAGCAUUGACCCCAGCACGGGAGUAAUUCGCACUCGCGUGGUCUUGGAUCACGAGGAGCGGAGCAUCUAUCGCCUGGGAGUGGCCGCCUCGGAUGGCGGAAGUCCGCCCAGGGAAACGGUACGGAUGCUCCGUGUCGAGGUCUUGGAUCUCAACGACAAUCGGCCAACAUUCACCAGCUCCAGUCUGGUGUUUAGGGUACGCGAGGAUGCUGUCGUGGGUCAUGUGGUUGGUUCCAUCAGUCCCAGUGAGCGUCCGGCGGAUGUGAUCCGGAACAGCAUAGAGGAGGAGGUGGCUGCCGAUUCAGAGGAGCUUCGCAUCACCUACACUUUGAAUCCCCUAACCAAGGACCUCAUCGAGGGUGCUUUCGAUAUCGAUAGACAUUCGGGUAACCUUGUGGUGGCCCGUCUCCUGGACAGGGAACUACAGUCCGAGUUCCGCUUAGAGAUCCGAGCUCUGGACACCACGACUAGCAAUAAUCCGCAAAGUAGUGCCAUUACCGUGAAGAUUGAGGUGGCCGAUGUCAAUGAUAAUGCUCCAGAAUGGCCACAGGAUCCCAUUGAUUUGCAGGUGAGUGAGGCCACUCCCCUUGGCACAAUUAUCCACAACUUUACGGCCACGGAUGCAGACACGGGAACGAAUGGAGAACUCCAGUACCGCCUUUUGCGCUAUUUUCCCCAAUUAAACGAGAGUCAGGAGCUGGCAAUGCCACUCUUUGCAAUCGAUUCCUUGACGGGAUCGCUUAGCCUGCAGGCUCAGUUGGAUUUUGAAGCUGUGCAGGAAUAUCUGCUCAUUGUCCAGGCCCUGGAUCAAUCAUCGAAUAUCACCGAGAGAUUGCAGACUUCGGUUACGGUGAGACUACGAAUCCUGGAUGCCAAUGACAAUGCCCCGCAGUUUGUGUCCCCGAAUACAAAUGGUGGCAAGAUGGCUUCACUGUUCAUCAGUGAUGCCACAAGGAUUGGUGAAAUUGUGGCUCACAUUGUGGCCAUCGACGAGGAUUCGGGUGACAAUGGACGCAUUAAUUAUGAAAUAACCGGUGGCAAUGGAGAAGGUCGCUUCCGGAUUAAUGCUCAAACGGGACUUGUGGAGCUGGUCAAAUCCCUGCCGCCGGCACCCGAGGAUGUGGAAAAGAGUGGCCGUUUCAGCCUGGUCAUCAGUGCCCGGGAUAAUGGGCAACCAGAGCCAAGGAGAAGCAGUCUAAACCUGCAACUGAUUGUCCAAGGCAAUCAUAAUACCCCUCGAUUCCUGCAGGCUGUCUAUCGUUCGACGAUCUUGGAGAAUGUGCCCAGUGGCAGCUUUGUCCUGCAGGUCACAGCAAAGUCCUUUCACGGCGGAGAAAAUGCAAAUCUAAGCUAUGAAAUCCCCGCCGGUGUUGCCCAAGAUCUGUUCCAUGUGGACUGGCAGCGUGGCAUUAUAACCACGCGAGGUCCCUUUGACCGGGAAUCCCAGGCUAGCUAUAUCCUGCCUGUCUAUGUCAGAGAUGCCAACCGCUUGGCCACAUCCUCCUCCCAGUCGGCGGUGAGGAAACAGCGCUCCUCGGAGAGCAAUGGCGAGGGUAACAAUGGCCAACACUUUGAUGUGGCCACCGUGUACAUCACCAUCGGGGAUGUCAAUGAUAAUACACCGGAAUUUCGACCCGGAUCAUGCUAUGGCUUAUCUGUUCCCGAGAACAGUGAGUCCGGAGUGAUUCACACUGUGGUGGCCAGCGAUUUGGAUGAAGGUCCCAAUGCGGAUUUAAUUUACAGUAUUACAGGUGGUAAUCUUGGCAACAAGUUCACCAUCGAUGCCCGUUCCGGAGAGCUAAGUGCUCGUCCCUUAGACCGGGAACAGCAAUCCCGAUACUCUCUGCAGAUCCAAGCCUCCGAUCGUGGUCAGCCGAGGAGUCGUCAGGGACACUGUAACAUCACCAUUUUGGUGGAGGAUCAAAACGACAAUCCGCCGCGGUUCAAGCUUCCCAAGUACGUGGCCAGUGUCCAGGAGGACGCACCACUCGGGACGAGUGUGAUGCAGAUCAGUGCCUCGGACGCAGACUUGGGUGUGAAUGCCAGACUCGUUUACUCUUUGGCGAAUGAAACCCAAUGGCAGUUUGCCAUCGACAGCGAAAGCGGAUUAAUCACCACUGUCGGCAAACUGGAUCGCGAGCUGCAGGCAAGCUACAGCUUCAUGGUUUUGGCCACGGACGGAGGACGCUACGAGGUGAGAUCGGCUUCGGUUUCGGUACAGAUCAAUGUACUGGAUGUGAACGACAAUAGGCCGGUCUUCGAAAGAUAUCCGUACAUUGGCCAGGUUCCGGCUCUUAUCCAACCGGGACAGACAUUGCUCAAGGUGCAGGCCCACGAUGCCGAUCUGGGUGGCAAUGGAGAGGUGAUCUAUUCUCUGAAAGCGGAGAAUUCCGCAAUUAGUGGCAAGUUCCGGAUAAAUCCCAGCACAGGUGCUUUGAGUGCCUCACAGAGUUUGGCCAGCGAAUCCGGCAAAUUGCUACAACUGGAAGUGUUGGCCAGGGAUAAGGGAAAUCCACCGCAAUCCAGUGUGGGUCUCAUUGAACUCCUGGUGGGUGAGGCUCCCCAAGGAGUGCCUGUUUUGCACUUUCAAAACGAAACCUACAGAGUCAAGGUCAAGGAGAAUUCUCCAUCGGGUACAAAGAUUAUCCAAGUUGUAGCCCUUCGAAGCGAUGGUCGUCGGCAAAGGGUGCAAUUCUCCUUUGGAGCUGGUAACGAAGAUGACAUUUUCUCCCUGGAUUCGAUUUCCGGAGAGAUCAGAGUGAAUAAACCGCAUCUACUGGACUUUGAUCGCUUUGCCACGCCCUCCAUGUCAGCCCUGAACCGGGGUAGAGCCCUGCACUACGAAGAGGAAUUGCAGGAGACAUCCGAGGAGGAUUCCAGCAACACCACACGAUCCCAACGAGCUUUGACAUCCACAUCUUUCGACCUGACCAACAGCCAACCCAAUGAGAUGCAUGUGGUAAUCGUGGCUCGGAGCACGGAUGCACCAUUCCUUACCACAUACUCGGAGCUUGUGAUUGAAUUGGAGGAUGAGAACGACAAUAGUCCACAAUUUUCGCAAAAACAAUUUGUGGCCACCGUUUCCGAGGGCAAUAGCAAGGGUACCUUUGUGGCCCAAGUUCAGGCCUUUGAUUCGGAUGCGGGUUCCAACUCCAGGUUGAGAUAUCACAUCGUUGAUGGCAACCACGACAAUGCCUUUGUCAUUGAGCCUGCUUUCAGUGGCAUAGUGAAAACAAAUAUCGUCUUGGAUCGCGAAAUCCGUGAUAUCUACAACCUCAAGGUCAUCGCUACGGAUGAAGGAGUGCCCCAGAUGACGGGCACGGCCACAAUAAGGGUACAGAUUGUGGAUGUUAAUGAUAAUCAACCCACCUUUCCACCCAACAAUCUUGUCACAGUCAGUGAAGGCACUGAACUGGGAGCCGUAAUAACCUCCAUUUCCGCCAACGAUGUGGACACUUAUCCCGCUCUUACCUAUCGACUUGGUAACGAAUCUCCCCUGGACACUGAGAACUUGUCCAUCUUUGCCUUGGAUCGCUAUAGUGGAAAGUUGGUUCUGAAGCGUAGAUUGGACUAUGAACUGCAGCAGGAAUACGAGGUCGAGGUGAUAGCUUCCGAUGCAGCUCAUGAAGCUCGCACAAUCCUGACUGUUCGGGUGAACGAUGAAAAUGAUAAUGCACCCAUAUUCCUGGCCCAACAACCCCCGGCCUACUUUGCCAUAUUGCCAGCGUUGUCCGACAUUAGUGAUAGUUUAUCCAUGGAUAUAGAACUGCUGACUGUGAAUGCAACAGAUGCGGAUGCCGAAGGCCAGAACUCCCGUGUUCAGUACUCGAUAGAGCCACCACUGGAAGGGUUCUCUAUGCAUCCCACAAGUGGUGUUGUCUUUGUCAACAUGAGCAGAUUGCAACUCUCAGCAGCCUCCCCGAGCGGAGAUUACUUUGUGAGAAUCUUGGCCAAGGAUGGCGGCAAGCCACCUAUGAAAAGUUCCACUCUUUUGCGAGUUCAGCCCAGUGACAGUGGCUCAGGGAGGUCGCAGUUCCAGCAGACACAAUAUAGGGCACAAAUCAGUGAGGCUGCUGCACUUGGUUCGAUUGUACUCCAACUGGGACAAGAUGUCCAGGAUCAGGCAUUUGCAAUUGUGUCUGGAAACGAGGAGGGCGCGUUCGAGUUACUUCAAUCCAAGGCUAUUGUCCUGGUCAAGCCUUUGGAUAGGGAACGCAAUGAUCUGUAUAAACUUCGCUUGGUUUUAAGUCAUCCCCAUGGUUCGGCACCUUCUUCAAGCUCAAAUUCUACUUCUGGAAUCUCCGUGAUAAUUACCAUUCUCGAUGCCAAUGACAACUAUCCCGUUUUCGACCGAAGUGCCAAGUACGAGGCGGAGAUCAGUGAAUUAGCUCCCCUGAGGUACUCCAUAGCUCAGUUACAGGCAAUCGAUGCUGAUCAGGAGAAUACGCCAAACUCCGAAGUGGUGUACGACAUCACCUCGGGCAAUGAUGAGCACAUGUUCACCAUAGAUCUGGUGACGGGUGUACUCUUUGUGAAUAAUAGAUUGGACUAUGACAGCGGUGCCAAGAGCUAUGAGCUCAUUCUUCGAGCCUGCGAUAGUCACCAUCCGAGGCCUCUUUGUACCCUGCAACCCUUCCGAUUGGAACUCCACGAUGAGAAUGACAAUGAACCCAAGUUCCCGCUCUCUGAAUACGUUCACUUUCUGGCCGAGAAUGAACCAGUUGGUAGCUCCGUUUUCCGGGCUCAUGCCAGUGAUUUGGACAAAGGACCCUUUGGACAGCUUAACUACAGCAUUGCACCAGCUCCCAACGAUGACAGUUCGUGGAAACUUUUCCGGGUGGAUCCGGAAACGGGUGUGGUCACAUCCGCCUCCGUUUUCGACUACGAACAGAGGCAGCGCUAUGACCUGGAACUCCAGGCAUCCGAUAUGGGCGGCAAACGGGCCCGAGUGGCAGUGCGAGUGGAAAUCGAGUCAAGGGAUGAGUUUACACCACAGUUUACGGAGCGCACUUAUCGGUUCGUCCUGCCAGCGGCAGUGGCUCUGCCCCAGGGCUUCGUGGUGGGUCAGGUCACGGCCACGGAUGGCGACAGUGGUCCGGAUGGCAGAGUGGUUUACCAGCUGAGCGCCCCCCACUCGCACUUUAAGGUGAACCGCAGCAGUGGUGCUGUCCUGAUCAAGAGGAAACUAAAGUUGGACGGCGAUGGAGAUGGUGGCAAUCUGUACAUGGAUGGUCGUGACAUCAGCCUGGUAAUCUCUGCAUCGUCGGGACGUCACAACUCCCUCUCCAGCAUGGCUGUUGUGGAGAUUGCUCUGGAUCCUUUGGCCCAUCCUAGCACAAAUCUGGCCAGUGCUGGCGGUGCUUCAGGUGGCGGCUCUAUGGGCGAUUGGGCCAUAGGAAUUGUUGUGGCCUUUCUCCUUAUCCUUUGUGCUGCUGCUGGCAUCUUUCUAUUCAUCCACAUGAGAAGUCGAAAGCCUAGGAAUGUGGUGAAGCCUCAUCUCAGCACGGAGACUGUGGGUGUGGGCAAUUCCAAUAGCUAUGUUGAUCCCAGUGCCUUUGAUACGAUACCCAUUCGAGGCGGGAUCACUGGUGGUGCUGCGGGAGCAGCUUCUGGUCAGUUUGCUCCUCCAAAAUAUGACGAAAUUCCUCCGUUUGGUCCUCAUGCCGGCAGCUCGGGAGCAGCCACCACCUCUGAGCUUUCCGGCUCCGAACAGUCUGGUUCAAGUGGUCGAGGAUCGGCGGAAGAUGAUGGCGAGGAUGAGGAAAUCCGGAUGAUCAACGAGGGACCACUGCAUCACCGAAACGGAGGAGCUGGAGCUGGCAGUGAUGAUGGCAGAAUCUCGGAUAUAUCUGUGCAAAAUACCCAGGAGUACUUGGCCCGCUUGGGCAUCGUAGACCAUGAUCCCAGUGGUGGCGGUGGAGGUGCCUCCAGCAUGGCUGGUUCCAGUCACCCGAUGCACAUGUUCCACGAUGAUGAUGCCACCGCCAGAUCGGAUAUCACGAACCUCAUCUAUGCCAAGCUAAACGACGUCACGGGAGCGGGUUCGGAGCGUGGGAGUAGUGCCGAUGAUGCGGGAACCACUGCGGGUUCAAUUGGUACCAUUGGCACAGCCAUUACCCAUGGCCAUGGAGUGAUGGGCAGCUACGGUGAAGUCCCUGUCCCUGUCCCCGUCGUCGUGGGUGGCAGCAAUGUGGGCGGAUCCCUGAGUUCCAUCGUACACAGCGAGGAGGAGCUUACUGGGAGCUACAACUGGGAUUAUCUCCUGGACUGGGGACCCCAGUACCAACCGCUGGCCCAUGUCUUUUCCGAGAUAGCGAGACUGAAGGAUGACACCAUCUCUGAGCAUAGUGGACACAGCGGCAGUGGUGCCAGUUCGUCCGCCAAGAGCAAACACUCGUCCUCGGGAGCGGGCAGUGUGGUGCUGAAGCCACCACCCUCGGCCCCCACUCACAUACCACCGCCGCUCUUGACCAAUGUGGCACCACGAGCGAUUAACCUGCCAAUGAGGCUGCCACCCCACCUGAGUUUGGCUCCCGCUCAUCUGCCACGUUCACCCAUAGGUCAUGAGGCAAGCGGUAGCUUCAGCACAUCCUCAGCAAUGUCACCGUCCUUCUCCCCUUCACUUUCACCAUUGGCCACAAGGUCACCAUCGAUAUCGCCUCUGGGAGCGGGGCCUCCAACGCAUUUGCCGCAUGUCUCAUUGCCACGACAUGGCCACGCCCCACAGCCCAGUCAGCGAGGGAAUGUGGGCACAAGGAUGUAGGAUGUAAAUGGAAUAGUAGGAUAAUUAAGUCCAGAAGAUGUACAUGCAUAUAGUAUUACUUGCACACACUCACACUAAACACGCACACAUCGCCCAUUAACAAUUGUUUGUAUAUAUAUUUUAUACAUAUAGCACACAUUAAAAUAUUAUUAGUUGGGAUUGUCCAUUGCACAUAAUGGCCUCAGGUGGGGCAGGGUUGAGAUUGCAACUAGGAAAUUACUUAAUAAACUUCAAUAUUUAUGAGCCUUGAAACUAAUUAAAUGCUAAUUUGAUAUAUAUAAAGAAAUUCCAGCCUAAUAACACAGGCAUCAUCAUUAUAAAGACAUAAAAUAAUUUAAACAAGUAGCAGCAAUCUCUUCCAGUAGCCUCAUUCGGGGCAUUCGGUGCAGGGUGCAGAUCCCAGGGUAACAAAAACGAACGAAUGAAAGACCACAAAGCCAACAUAGACUCUCUGAAAACUCCUUUGCUUGCACACAACCGAGAGCCAAAAAAGCGAGGAGGAGCAGCAGCUGCAGGAGGAGCCGGAACAGCCAUAAGUUGUAAGCAUUUAGAGCCUAGGAAUAGUAACCAACGAAUAACUCCGACUCGAACUCUAACUCGAACCGAAUUCGCUCGAAUCUGUAUCUGUAUCUGUAUCUGUAGCCUAAGUAUCCGUACGUAGCCUAAGUAUCUCUGUAACUGUAGAUGUAGCAUAGGACUGUAACCCUAAACUCGUUUUUUAUGGGAGCAAAAGCAAAAAAAAACCAAGUGCACUUAAGCAGACCGCCUAUCCCUGUUUUAAAGGGGAUCAAGCCAUGCCUGCGAUUCACAUUUCCAUCUCCAUCUCCAUAUCCAUUCCAUAUAUUCUGCUCUGAGAGAGAGACGAGCGGAAAAUUGUAAAAAGUUGUUUAAGUAAUCAUUGUUGGGGAGAAACAGAAAUCAGAAAUAAACCCUUCCUUCAUCUUCUUGCUGUGUAAAAACCGAAAUAAAUGAAUAGUAAACCAAGAAGAUGAUAGAUUCGAUGGAGAAAUCUUUUAAGUAUAGACUAGUUACCAGUUAUUAUUAUAUAUAUAUCUAUAUAGAUCUUAGACCUUAGUGUAUAUUAUCCACAUGUGUGUGAUGCUACUUGUGUAAUUUCUUAUUUUCUAGCAAAAAACGAAUCUGUAUAAAUGUUCACCAGUCUCUCUCUAAGGAUCCUCUUAGCCCCUAAGCCCCGCGAAUAGUUUAUAAUAGCGAAAAAAAAACGA